Polychytrium aggregatum is the source of this 3105-nucleotide messenger RNA. RefSeq lists its product as uncharacterized. Gene Ontology annotation, cellular component: Prp19 complex; post-mRNA release spliceosomal complex; U2-type catalytic step 2 spliceosome. Gene Ontology annotation, biological process: generation of catalytic spliceosome for first transesterification step; mRNA splicing, via spliceosome. The coding region runs from base 162 to 3005 and encodes 947 amino acids. Gene Ontology annotation, molecular function: protein binding. NCBI's taxonomy places the organism in Eukaryota, Fungi, Chytridiomycota, Chytridiomycetes, Polychytriales. The transcript has 4 exons. The record is from RefSeq and is a predicted model, not a curated record.
CGAUCGGCCCGACGUGCAUCCCGUCCUGCCCAACGCUCUCUUGUGAGCCACUCCUCCAGCCUCGCCGAUACUGUAGGGCCGGCGGCUUCUGAGAAUUCAAUCCCGCGGUAGCGUGUGUCUAUCCAUCCCGCAGCUUUCGUUCGCCAUCGACACCCGCAGCCAUGGCUGACAACAAGCCCGACGAGUCCGCCAUCGACAUCGCCAAGAGCGAAUCGUUGCUUUUGAUCACCCCCGACGACCUUGCAUACGAGGAGGAGUGCCUGAGGAACCCAUGCGUUCUCAAGUGCUGGCUGCGCUAUCUCGAUCACAAACAGGAAAACGCAGCAGCUCUCGGCCCGACGGCGCAUCUGCAUUCGCUCUACUUUAUAUAUGAGCGGGCACUCAAGGAGCUCCCCGGAAGCUACAAGCUGUGGAAAGCCUAUCUUGACCUCCGCAUCUCGCAGCUCAUCGACAUCUCUCAGGCACCCGACCCCAAGACGGGCCUGUAUUCGUCGAUCAAGGCACCUCGGAGCCAUCCCGAGUGGGACCAGAUCAACAACUGCUUCGAGCGGUGCCUUAUCCUUUGCAACAAGUUCCCUGUCAUAUGGAUCAUGUAUUGCCGCUUCCUGAUGCACCAGAGGAGAAUCACUCUGAUCCGCCAAAAGUUUGAUCAGGCUCUGCGAGCCCUGCCCAUCACCCAGCACGAUCGUAUCUGGGACCUCUAUCUCAAGUUUGCUGAGUCGGCCGGCGGCGAAACCAUCGUGCGCAUCUGGAAGAGAUAUCUCAAGCUCGAGCAGGGUGGCGCCGACAAGUACGUCCAGAUCCUGCUGAACCUACCGCAGCCGCGCUAUGCCGAGGCUGCCCGUAUCCUCGCCAGCAUGGUUGAAGAUCCCAAGUUUGCGUCGUCCACCGGAAAGACCCAGUACCAGCUGUGGACCGAGUUCUGCGACCUGGUCUGCCAGCACGCCGACGAGAUGGAUGUCGCCACCAGUGACCUCGUCGUCGGCGCCAAGGAGGGCCGGCUCGGCAAGGUUGAGAAGCUCGACAUUGAAAAGAUCCUGCGUUGUGGCAUCUCGAGGUUCUCGGACCAGGUCGGCAAGCUUUGGAAUGCCCUCGCAACCUGGUGGACGCUGCGCGGCGAGUUUGAGAAGGCCCGGGAUGUCUACGAAGAGGCCCUCCUCAAAGUCACAACCGUGCGGGACUUUUCCAUGGUCUUUGACGCAUACGCCCAAGUUGAGGAAGCCACCAUCGCCGCAAAGAUGAAGAGCCUGACUGUCCAGGACCGCGAGCCAGAGGACGACGACGAGCUCGAGAUUGAUUUGCAUCUGGCACGAUUCGAGAAACUGAUGGAACGACGGCCGUUCCUCGUCAACAGCGUCCUGCUCCGCCAGAACCCGCACAACGUGCACGAGUGGGAGAACCGAGUCAAGCUGUGGGAAGGCCACGGCAACGAGCGCAUGAUGAUCGAAACCUACACCGAGGCCAUCUCGACCAUCUCUCCAAAGAAGGCAUACGGCCAGCUGCAGAUGCUCUUUGUGCACUUUGCCACGUUCUACGAGUCCCGCGGCGAUCUCGACAAGGCCCGAGCCAUCUUUGAACAGGCCACAAAGGUGCAGUUCAAACGAGUCGACGACCUCGCCGAGAUCUGGUGCCAGUGGGCCGAAAUGGAGCUGCGGCAAAACACCGAUGAAACCGAUCGAUUGGCUCUCCAGGUCAUGGGCCGAGCCACAGCCCCUCCGCGCGGCAAGGCGCAUCUGCACCAAUCGAUCCGCUAUGCCGACGAGUCGCUGCCUCCCCAGCAGCGCCUCUUCAAGAGCCUGAAGCUGUGGUCGUUCUAUGUCGAUCUGGAAGAGUCCAUCGGGAGCCUCGAGAGCACCCGAGCCGUCUACGACCGGAUCCUCGAGCUCAAGAUUGCUACUCCGCAAGUGGUCAUCAACUACGCUCUGUGGCUGGAAGAGAACAAGUGGUUUGAAGAGAGCUACAAGAUCUACGAGCGCGGCAUCGAGCUUUUUGGAUGGCCUGCGGCCUUUGAUAUAUGGACAAUGUACCUCACCAAGUUUGUGGCCCGAUACGGCGGAUCCAAGCUGGAACGAACCCGCGAUCUGUUCGAGAACGCACUGGACAAGUGCCCUCCCAAAUAUGCCAAGACGCUCUAUCUGAUGUACGCCAAGCUGGAAGAGGAUUUUGGUCUGGCGCGCCAUGCCAUGCGCAUUUACGACCGGGCCACCCAGGCCGUCGACCCCAGCGACCAAUACGACAUGUACAUGGUUUACAUCUCCAAGGCCACCUCGUCCUUUGGCCUUGCCUCGACCCGCGAGAUCUACGAGCGCGCCAUCGAGAAGCUGCCCGAUGCCCAGGCCCGCAACAUGGGUCUCAAGUUUGUCGAUCUCGAGACACGUCUGGGCGAGAUCGAUCGUGCCCGUGCGGUGUUGGGCUACGUCAGCCAGCUCUGCGACCCGCGGAUGGACCCUGACUUUUGGAAGGAAUGGCAGAACUUUGAGGUCAAGCACGGCAACGAAGACACGUUCAAGGAGAUGCUCAGAAUCAAGCGCUCGGUUCAGGCCAAAUUCAACACCGAUAUUGGCUUCAUCUCGUCGCAGCUCCUGGCGGCGCGCAAAAAGGGACAGCCCGAGCCCAAUGCUGGCGGCAUUAGCGCCCUGGAGCAGCAAGCUCUGCAAGAAGGUGGCAACAACGACGGCCACAAUACCCGGGUCAUUGGGUUUGUUCGAUCCAAGGCCAGCGAGAAAAAAUCUGCCGCGGCCGACGAAGAGUCCUCGGCUCCUGCAGCCAUCAAUCCCGAUGAGAUUGCGAUCGCCGACGACGACGACGAUGAUGAUGAUGAUGAUGAUGAUGAUGAAGACGGCGACGAAAAGGAUGCCGAAGACACGAUCAUGGGAACCGAGGGCGUGCACCGACGGCCUGUUCCUGAUGCGGUCUUUGGUGGUCUGGCACAACAGCCCGGCACCGAGUCGCAGGAGCCAGAGGAGCAACUGGGGGCCAAAGAGCGAUUCAAGCGCAAGCGAUAGCUGUGCGGCGGUGAUCGUCGCUGGGCGGUGUCCUCUGUUCAUCUGUGCAUGCCGAUGGGGCUGCUCUAAUAAAGCACCGGCGCCAUCGCCAUGUCUUGCA